UUCGCAAACGUGAGUGAGUGUCACUUACAAGCCUCUUUCGCGCGCUGUGUUGCAGAGCUGCAUCUUGACCCAUUCAACGCUGCUCUACUCGAUGAUACGCACCAAACACAAGACGGUAAUUCAAUCUGGCGUGUUAACCUGUCAUUGUCCGCCUUGACUUCAAGAACGCAUGCUCUUCGAUCAGCCAACAAGCCCUCAUCCGAGCCUUCAGGCAGGAUGGACCAGCCCGGAUCUGAUAGUCGCAAGCGGAGAAAGAUCACACCCACUAGUCUUAUGACGACGAAUUCGACCGGACCUGUCGAACCAGAAUCUGCAAGACCGAGCCACAUGCUUGGAACGGCAGUAUCAGUCGAAUCAGGAAGCUGGAAUUACCUGGCGAAAUGGAUAACGACUGACGAAAGCAUUAUUGGGGAUAUAGAAGAAGAACAUUACUCAGACGUGAGUGAUGAAUCUGCAGAAGCGGCGCAAGACGCAGAUCUCGAAAGUGAAGAGGGAGACGAUGUGUCGCCCGAAGGUCCAAUGAUUAAACCCAGCAAACUGGGUACCGACAAGGUUACUGAGAUCAUUAACGACUGCAUUGAUAUGUACACGAAGGCCUGGAGACCAGGAAAGGACGAGACAAAGUAUAAAGACGAGAAGGGACAAGCUGAGGUCCCGGUCGUGUAUGAUGCGCUCGCAUUAUGGGAGGAGGCAGAAGCUGCUGGUCAGCGAGAAGAGUUCGCCGAAAAGCACAAACUGGAAGCAGACUACUAUCGGCAUCGCCUCAACCAACUGUGUGAAGAGAUUUCGAAAGAUCCAGGGAGCACAAUUACCGGGGUGAAGACGAAAUGCAGGAACCUCGAAGUCACUGUGGAUCUGCUUGAACGCGCGACAUGGCUCGAGGAAAUAUAUAGACUGCCUCCCGAUGCUACUAGCGACGGUGAAUCACAGGGCGAGCCUUCCGUUCUCAACAACAAAGCACAAUCGCCCACAGCUCGGCCGACCCCACCGUCUCAGAUCAUUGAUCUUGGAUCGCCUUCCGACACGUCGGAACCUGAGGAUGAUGAGGUGCCACUCACCGGCGUCUCCGCCACGCCUGUACAGUAUAUCGACGGGAACGACCCAGAUCAAAAGGUUCAAAUUGGCGCCUCGACAUCUGAUUCCAUUAUCAUUGAUACUAUUGAGAGUCCAUUGCGUGGGUCGGUAGCAACUUCCACGCCCACCGUACAUUCACGAGCACUGCUUGACGAAGCGCCUGAGCAUGCCUCUGUAUCAACUGUGAACCGCUGGAGCUGGGAUCAACUAGAAGAAACGCAAGAUCGCAAGCGCGCGGUUUCCAAAGCUAUCAACGAGCUGAGCUCGACGGAAAGACGAACCAUCAAGCAAAGGCUGCAGAGUGUUGGCAGAGCCAAUAUGGUUCGAGAAAUCCUGACAUGUAUUGAUAUGUUCUUGCGUGGCGACAACAAGAUUCCUGGGGUCUUACCGCAAGAUCUGUCAAAGAUCGUCACUUUCACAAAACUGUUCCUGUGCUGGUGGUCGUGCAGCAAUUGCUUCAAGAGAGAUCUAUCCAAGCUUGAGCUUGCAGAGUUGGCAGAAUGUCUACGACAACAUGCACCGGAUCCUGCGACCUUUCAUGAUUACGUCAGUACAGUCCUGAGUACGACCUUUAGCCAUGCCGCGCUCAGUCGCUCUACACAACCAUCACAGGCGGAGAUCAUUGAAAUUUCCGACGACGACGAGCCUCCUUCGCAGCUUCCAGUGCGGCGUAAAAGCAACAACGACAAGGGAGGCUUGGGUGAGAACCCAGCUAUCGUCAUUGACUGAUGUUCGUGCAGUGCUAUGAUUGUACCCGGCGUGGCAAUUCGGCUAUACAUGCAUACUUAUUACCAUUUGCUAGGAGGGAUCGCCUCGAUCACAUCCUCUUGCAGGUCACAAAGCCCU
Messenger RNA from Boeremia exigua, 1920 nucleotides. RefSeq lists its product as uncharacterized. The transcript has 2 exons. Bases 217 to 1803 code for a protein of 528 amino acids. The record is from RefSeq and is a predicted model, not a curated record. NCBI's taxonomy places the organism in Eukaryota, Fungi, Ascomycota, Dothideomycetes, Pleosporales, Didymellaceae.